This is a messenger RNA of Aphidius gifuensis, 1444 nucleotides long. RefSeq names its product RCC1-like G exchanging factor-like protein. Bases 98 to 1444 code for a protein of 448 amino acids. The record is from RefSeq and is a predicted model, not a curated record. The transcript is spliced from 7 exons. Lineage: Eukaryota; Metazoa; Arthropoda; Insecta; Hymenoptera; Braconidae.
CAAAGAGGUUAUAUUGUUUAUAAAUGAUCUUCCUUAUUUAAUUUAUAUUUAAAUAAAAUAAUAACAAUUAACACAAAACUUGAAAAUAAACAAUAAAAUGUUUUCGACAAUUAGACAUACUUCAAGGUUGAUAAUUCAACGAAAAUUCCAACCAACACGUUCUGUUUAUGUAGAAAAAGAAAAACCUGGAGCAAAUAUACCACUUCCAGUAUUUCAGUAUCCAAUAAGUCGUCCUGGUGAUAGAAGAGUUUACGUAUGGGGAUUAGCUGAUCAUGGUGGUCUUGGAACCUUAGGAAAAGUUAAAAAAUCAUCUGAUGAUUUUAAUUAUAUACCAAAACCAAGUCGUUUAUGGUUUGGUGAAAAUCAUAAAGUAACUCAUAUUGCAUGUGGUUAUGGUUUUACUGUAUUUGGAGUUGAUGAUGGUAAUAAUGAUAAAAAUAUUGUUUAUGGAAAUGGAAUAAAUACAGAUUCACAACUUGGCUUUGAUGAUAAAGAUUUAAAACAUUAUAAAAAUGAUAUUAUACCUGUUUCACGACCAAUACCAUUACCAUUAAAAAAUACAAAUACAAAAGUAAUUAGUAUAGCUGCUGGAAGAGCACAUCUUUUAAUAUUAACAACUGAAGGAUUAUUUACACUUGGUAAUAAUGGAUAUGGACAAUGUGGUAGACCAAUUAUACAAAAUGAAGAUUAUAAUCAUAGUCAUGUUAUUCAUCAUAUACCAGAUAUUAAAGGAACAAAAAUAACUAAAGUUUUUGCUGGUCAAGAUCACAGUAUGUUAUUAAAUGAAAAUGGAGAAGUGUACUCAUUUGGUUGGGGAGCUGAUGGACAAACUGGACUUGCACAUUAUAAAAAUGAAUACGUACCAAGUUUAGUAAAAGGAGAUUUAUCUGGUGAAAGAAUUAUCAAAGUUGCAUGUGCUGCUGACUGUGUUCUUGCUCUUAGUGAAAAAGGUAAAGUUUAUGGCUGGGGAAAUGCUGAAUAUGGCCAACUACCAGUUCAAGGUGAUAAUCGUCAAAUAAAUAUUGCCACUGAGAUUGAAGACUGUGCUGAUCUUGGUCAUGUUGUUGAUAUUGCUUCUGGAGGAAGUUAUUGCAUGAUGCUAACAAAGGAAGGUGAUGUUUAUGUUUGGGGAUUUGGUAUAUUAGGACUUGGUCCAAAAGUUGACAAAAUAACAGUUCCAACUAAAAUACCAAAUACACUUUUUGGAAAAAAUCCUUAUCAACCAAAUGUCAAGGUUGCACAAAUUUAUAGUGGAAUGAAUUCAAUGGCAGCUGUUACAAGCUCAGGUGAUCUUUAUGCUUGGGGAAAUAAUAAAUUUGGAAAUUUAGGAAUUGGCUCAUGUUUAGAUCAAUUUUUUCCUCUUAAAGUUGCAGUAGGAGCUCAAGUUCAAAAUGUUGCUUAUGGACCAGAUCACACAGUGACAAUUUGCAAACCAUUUAUAUAA